AAACCAGUAUGAUUUUCUCCUGGAUUAUGGGUUACACUAGAGAUGAGAUAUGUGGAAGUCUCCUCACCGGUGGAAAGUUUAAUUUGCAGUGUCAGGCGAGCAAAACUCAAUUAGAUUUUUUCUUAACUAAUGAAAUUAAACCAAAUCAAAUCUUAAAAUUAACUUUCCACUUUCAUCUUUCAACUAAUUUAAAGUUUAAAAUGAUCCUUUUCCAUUUGGACAUUAUGUUCUUUAGAAAAAACACAGACACAUUUUUUUUUGGUAUGUGAUCUUUCCUUGCUACCUACCCAAGCAGCAAGUCCCUUGCAGAUAUAUUUUUAAAGAUAUAUCUCUUCCGUGACCAAUAGAUUGAAUCUUUUUAAUAUACUAACUCUUAAGAAGGAAAGGAAAAAGUUUAUUUAACUAUUUCUCACUUUCAUCUAUGUUCUUUUCUCCUUAGGGUGAAUUGCUUAUGUUUUAUUCCUCAUCUGUAAGUCUUUUGUAAAAGUGUCUGCUAAAGAAAUCACUGUAAAUAUCCACAUACAUGUAUCCAAACACACACAAACACACAAGUUUCCAUGUUUUAUGGGGACAUUUGUAGACAUAAUGAUUUUAUACUGUACAAACUUUCCGUAGACAUAAUGAUUUUUAUACUGUUCAAACUUUCCAUAGACAUAAUGAUUUUUAUACUGUACCAACUGUAUAUUCUAUACCCUCACCCUAACCCUACCCCUAAGCCCACACUGUAAAAACAUAUUUUCAUGAUUUGUUAUCACAACAUUUUUUCUUUUGUCAAAUCAACUUAGAUAAUUAAUGUGGUUCAGAUAACAUAAUAUUUUGAGUUUCUGUUGAUUAAACCAAUCGCUCAAAUUUUUAAUUUCAAUGAACUCAGAAUUUUAAGGCAACCAGGUAACUUACUUUUUAAGUUAAACCAACAAUUCUUUUUACAGUGCACCCAUCACAAAAAAACUUUCAGAUUUUUUUAUAUUUAAAAAAAAAAAAAAAAAAAAAAAAAAAUCAUUCUGUUUGAUUUACAUGGGGUUUACACACACACACUGGGGUCAAAACGAUUUUUUCUAAAAGUUUUUGAAAGAAGUCUCUUAUGCUCACUAAAGCUGCAUUUUAUUUGAUUUCAAAAUAUAGUGAAAACAGUAAUAUUACUAAAUAUUAUUGCAAUUUAAAAUAACUGUUUUCUAUUUUAAUUUAUUUUAAAAUGUAAUUUAUUGUGAUGGCAAAGUUGAAUUUUCAGCAGCAAUUAUUCCAGUCUUCAAUGUCAUAUGAUCCUACAAAAAACAUUCUAAUAUGCUGACUUGGUGCUUCAGAAACUUUUGUUUUUAUACCAUGGUCUGUCUGAAUACUUUAUUCUGAUUGGCUGGAAGGUGUGCAUUAAAACCGCUACUGAAUCGCUACAUUAUAUUAAUCAGCAACAAGGGGGUAACAUCGCUGUUUUUGAAAUAAUUAAACUCACAGCUUCAUUGUUAGUAGAGAGAGAGAGUUGCUGCCCCAUACUGACCCCAAAUUUUAGAAUAGUAGAGUGUACUAUAUGAAUAUAUAAUUUAUAUUAUUAAAUUUUAAUAUAAAAUCUGCAUUGUCCCCAUGAAAAAAACAGCUUGAUAAACAAAUAAAUAAUGUCUUUAUAAAAAUCUAGAAGGAUUUGUGUAAAGGUAGGUUUAGGAUUAGGGAAUAGAAAAUGUCAUUUGCUUAGUAUUAAAACAAAUAAUAUGGAAAAACAAACAUUUGUGUGGAGAAUGUGAAUAGAUUUGGUAAUAGCUGUCUGACAAAACUGCAUUCGCAAUAACCUUAGAUCUGAAGGACAGACAAGGUUGAAGGAUGUGGAGGGACAAUUGGAAGUGUCAGAGACAGAGAGAGAGAAUCAACAGGACAAGGAAACUUCUCUGAAUGACAGGAAAGCUUGAAAUGAAAGAGCAUUUAAAUUACAGCAGGAGGAUAAUGGCAAAGACGGUGGGAAAGACAGAUAGAAGCAGGAGUAAUAGAGGUAGAGAGAACAAACACGACAGGACAGGGAAGAAAAGAACAGACAUGGUGAAAAGGGACUCAGGAUGGAGAGAGAGAUAGAGAGAGAGAGAGAAUAAAAGCAUGAGAGAAUGAGGAGGGGGGAGGCAGGAUAAAUCUGUACAGCAUCAUGAUUAGGUAUCAGAAGCUUGUUCUGUGGUCUGGAGAGCAGAAGGCAGAUCACAUCAAACAGAUGAGACGCUCACCACAUCUGCUCUACAAACUGGACAAACAUCAUUUGUGAAUUUGUAUUUAUUCAUGUAUUUAUUCUGGAUUGCUUUCAUGCUUUUCUCAGCCAACACUACAAGAGCUGCAAACUUUUUGGAAACCGGACUAAAUCCAAAAGCGGCACCUGCGGAUAUAAAAGAUUCUGAAGAUAAGCAACACAUUUUGACUAAUUAAGAAGCAUCUUCAUGGACUUCCUUCUCAAAAUCAGCAGACUACAACUCCAGAGACGGAAAAGGUCACAUACACAGCUCCAAUCUUUCAUUCGAAUCUAUUUUAAUCAGCUGUGCUCUCUUCCCAGCUUCCUUCUCAUUUCAUCAUGAUUAUUCCCCAAGGUUGGAGAACUAGGUUGAUCGCAAUGGAGCGGGCGGAGGCUAUGGAUGAGCGGUUUGAUUGAGGAUGAAGGGUUAGUUCAUGCCAAAAACUCUCUUUUUUUUGACUGACGUACUUUUAAACUUACUUUUUCAGCUUCCAGUUCACACGCUACAGGCAUAUCACAACUUUAGGCAUAGGUAAACAAGAUCCAUGUGAGAUUUAUUCAAGAUUUAUAGAGUAAGACACCACCUCUCGCAUUCGCACGCCAAUCCGUGAGCUCAGGGAGUCACCGCCACGCGUCUCCCCACCUGCUCUCGCACCUUUCCUCAGGCAGAGAUCACAACUGCAACUCUCCAGCUGUCUCUUGUCGGCGUCACAAGCCGGCGAAGCUGCUAACAGCUGUUUCUCCUCUUUUUUUGGACACUUGUCUCUCUAUUUCUCGCUAAUUCCCUCCAUCUCUUUCCUCACCGUGUCAGUGUCACCAUCUUCAGUUUGACCCUCUUUGCCAGGAAGAGCGAGGGAGAGGGAGAGAAAUGCCAUCACCACAGCAGGGUCUUCAGCUGCCACACAAGUAGACUCACACAAGUGUUGAGAGAAGGAGAGAGAGACAGUGCGAAAGAUAGAAAAGGCCAAAAGGAGGUGAGAGGAAGCAAAGGCGAGAAAAGGAAACAAGAGGAGGCGGAGACGCACAGCUGAAGAAUGUACAGCUUGGGGUCGGGCUCGGAUGCAUCCAGACGGCACAGGCUCUAGGAGGCUGAAAUGGCCACUCCUCAAGGGUGUUGGGGUCCCUCUCUUCAACUCCUCUUCUUCUUUCAUCUGUUACUCAAUGUAGUGCCUCCCUGCCAGGGACGUCCAUUCUUUGGCCCUCCUUCGGUCAACGUGGCUGUGGUUUUCAGUGGUUUGGCUCACCACAGUGAGAUCAAAGGCCGCCUGAGUCCAGAAAACUUCCUAGACAUGCCCCUGGAAGUGAACCCCAUCACCGUGCUGGUGAAUGACACUAACCCCAGGGCUUUACUCACACGUCUCUGUCAGACUAUGGCAGCAGAGAGCCUCCACGGAGUGGUGUUUGAAGAUGACGUGGACUCAGAAGCUGUGGCACAAAUCUUAGACUUUAUCUCCUCUCAGACGUCCAUCCCCAUCAUAGGCAUCAGUGGAGGUUCUGCAGUUGUCAUCCCACAUAAAGCUGAAGGCUCUACCUUUCUCCAGAUGGGAGCUUCUAUAGAGCAGCAAAUAAAUGCAAUGUUCAAAGUGAUGGAGGAGUACAACUGGGGUAACUUUGUGGUGAUCACCAGUUUGUAUCCCGGCUACGAGACCUUUGUGGACUACAUUCGCUCCUUCACGGACACCAGCUACUUCCUGUGGGAGCUGCAGGAUGUGCUGAGCUUUGAGAUGUCCGUGGGGGCCAAUGACAUCCGCACACGUAGACUUCUACAGCAGGUGGACUCGCAGGUAUAUCUAGUGUACUGUUCCCAUGAGGAGGCGCAGUACUUGUUCAGGAUGGCAUCUGAUGUGGGGCUUCUGGGGCCUGGAUACAUCUGGGUCAUCCCCAGUCUGGCUGCGGGGAACCCUGAAGUGUCCCCUCCUGACAGUUUCCCAGUGGGCGUCAUCAGUAUUAUCACAGACCGCUGGAGGAAAACACUGCGCCAGAGGGUUCGGGAAGGAGUGGCAGUAAUAGUAAAAGGGGUGUACAGUUUCCACAAGUACAGAGGAUUCAUUCCCGAGGGUCACAGUGAUUGCAAUAGUCCUGCCAAAACAUAUGCCAACAAUUCUCUCUUCAGGCAUAUGCUGAAUGUGUCAUGGGAGCAUAAGGACCUCUCCUUCAACACUGAUGGCUAUCUCACUAAUCCUUCCAUGGUGAUCAUUGCUUUGGAUCGAGAAAGACACUGGGACAAGGUAGGAAACUUCGAGGGAGGGAUUUUGCAGAUGCGUUACCCUGUAUGGCCCCGUUAUGGCAGCUUUCUGGAGCCUGUGUCUGACAACCGCCACCUGACUGUGGCCACACUGGAGGAGAGGCCUUUUGUCAUCGUGGAGAGUGUUGAUCCUGCCACGGGCACCUGUGUUCGCAAUACUGUGCCGUGCCGUCGGCAGUCCAACAGGACUGAAAGUGUAACCGGUCACAAUGAGCCUUACACCAAACUCUGCUGCAAAGGCUUCUGCAUAGACAUCCUAAAGAAGCUCUCACGCACCAUCAAGUUUUCAUAUGACCUUUAUCUGGUAACCAAUGGGAAACAUGGCAAGAUGGUCCGUGGCGUCUGGAAUGGGAUGAUUGGAGAGGUCUUCUACAAGCGUGCAGAUAUGGCAAUUGGCUCUCUUACCAUCAAUGAGGAGCGGUCAGAGAUUGUUGACUUUUCAGUGCCAUUUGUGGAGACUGGGAUUAGUGUUAUGGUGGCCAGAAGCAAUGGAACAGUCUCACCUUCUGCCUUCCUGGAGCCUUACAGUCCAGCCGUGUGGGUUAUGAUGUUCGUAAUGUGCCUGACUGUUGUGGCAGUCACCGUGUUCGUCUUUGAGUACUUCAGCCCUGUUGGGUACAACCGGAGCCUUGUUAGUGCCAAAGCCCCUGGGGGUCCAACCUUCACCAUUGGGAAGUCUGUCUGGCUCCUGUGGGGAAUCGUCUUCAACAACUCUGUUCCUAUUGAAAACCCCAAAGGCACAACCAGCAAAAUUAUGGUCCUGGUUUGGGCUUUCUUUGCUGUCAUCUUCCUCGCCAGCUACACAGCCAAUUUAGCUGCCUUCAUGAUCCAAGAGCAGUAUAUUGACACCGUGUCUGGACUUAGUGACAAAAAGUUUCAAAAACCCCAGGAACAUUAUCCUCCUUUUCGCUUCGGGACAGUCCCAAACGGCAGCACCGAGAGGAACAUUCGAAGCAAUUACCCCGACAUGCACACCCACAUGAUAAAAUACAACCAGAAGGGAGUGGAAGAAGCUCUCAACAGCCUUAAGACAGGGAAGUUGGAUGCCUUCAUAUAUGAUGCAGCAGUUCUUAAUUAUAUGGCUGGCAAGGACGAGGGGUGCAAGCUGGUCACCAUUGGUAGUGGGAAGGUGUUUGCUACCACAGGCUACGGCAUUGCUCUGCAGAAGGACUCCCGCUGGAAGCGCCCCAUAGACCUGGCUCUCCUCCAGUUCCUGGGAGAUGGGGACACACAGAGACUGGAAACAGUAUGGCUGUCUGGAAUAUGUCAGAAUGAGAAAAAUGAGGUCAUGAGCUCUAAACUAGACAUAGACAACAUGGCAGGUGUUUUCUACAUGUUGCUCGUGGCCAUGGGCCUCAGCCUGCUGGUCUUUGCUUGGGAACAUCUACUUUACUGGAAACUGAGGCACUCUGUACACAAGUCUGAUCACUUAGACUUUCUACUGGCCAUCAGCAGGGGCAUAUACAGCUGCUUUAAUGGCGUUGAAGACAUUGGCAGAUCUACCAGCAUACAGAAUCCAGAUAUCACCGCCAAUUACGCCCAGGCCAACAUGCUGAAAAUGUUGCAGACAGCCAAGGACAUUGUCUCCUCAGCCAAAGUGGAGAACUCAUUGGAUAACGCCACCAAGACCAUUGAGAACUGGAGCAGACACAGCGGCAGCCUCCCAGCACGUAUUCCACUGGUGACCACAACUGAAAAAGUCCCUGGUCACUUCUCAUAUUUUACUAACAUCACGGAGAACCACAUACCUCACAUGCAGCGUUCCAUAACUCCACCUUUCACGCAACACACCAAAACCACUAGCCCACCACCGAUGGUAAACCACAGAGUCUUAACACGGCCCACUCCUCUUCGCUACACACUUCCCGCCAGGACCAGGGGUCUCUACGACGGUAUGCUUCCUGUAUCCAGUCUGAGUACACCUCAUCUAGCCAUGCAUGAUCCUCCACCCGACUUGGCCCAUCCUGGUUCUUCUUUUGUUCCAUAUAGAGACAUCUACACCGAACACCACAAGUCUUGUCACAAUGAUUUCUCAGAUGCCGUCAGGAGGAAAAAGAGACCCCAAAAUCUCUUGGUGGAGUCCAUGGAUCUCAGGGGGCUUCAUGAUUAUAAAGACCAAUCAACAUGUCAUACCGAAGCAAACAGUUUUGCUGAAAACCAUCUGUCCUCGUCCUUCGGUGAAAAUCCUUUCGUAGUGGCAGACACAGCUUGUAAUUCCUGUGUCAAAACGCACUUUGACCCUGCAUUCGAUGACAUACCGUUAAUAGGGAAAAGGAAGCUUCAUCGCAGACCGUCGUUCCUGAAAGCCACUUGGGGCCCCGACAGAGUCCGGUUCCCGGGUGACAGACCCAGUGCCGCAGCCUCCUCACGAGUAGCUAUACCUGACCUGUUCCCUUGUGUAGACGUACACGGACGGGUGAGGAACACCAUGUGUUACGCCCAACCGAUGGAUCACACCUACCUUCACGCCUUCCGGCGAAACACUAGGAAAAGUCAGAAGCUGAGACACAGCCAGUCCACCAGGCUUCCCACCUACAAGGAGGCGAUUUUCCACAACAUGGCAGCUGUCAGGAGGGCGUCCAGCUUGGUGCAUAGACCCUACUCCUACCCAGAGCUGCCAGUCUACCAGAGCCCGCUGUCAUAUGGACCAGCUGAAUUAUGCAACAUCUUCCCCUGUAUGGGACAUCCUAGUGACAGUGUAUAUGGAGGGUAUAGGGCACCCACACACCUACAGGAUGACCAUCUAGUGCCUGUUCCAGGCAGCAGGGUGGUUCAUAGCAGCCCUGUUGUGCCCAUGACAUGGGGCAGAAUUUCCAGUUUGGAAUCAGAGGUGUGAACUUGUCCUUCCAUGUGCCAAAUAUAAACUAUUUGGCCCACAAGCUUCUACUGACCAAUAAAAUUACUUCGCCUUUAACACGAGCAGAAACACAAACCAUGUUUUUUGGGUUUCAUUUGUUUUUUUUUGUUUUAUCUAUUUAAAAUUAAUUUAAUUUUUUAUUUAUUUUUUUAAAGUGCAAUAAUGUAAUAAUUAAGGGACGUAUUUAAGGAAACCAUCAAAUGCCAUCCUAAAUUUCGAAUGAAUGAAUUAAUGGACAUGUAGAACUGUAAAUGAUUAGCCGUUCUUAUCUCUUUAGUCCACAAAAUGCAAUAUAUUGCUAUAUGUAUUGGACUGGACGAAAGAUUUUUUCUUCAAAGGUUGUAGUAGAGAAGUCAAACUGAGACACUAAACUAUACGAAGUGUUCAUUUUGAAGUACAUUUGGUAUUAUACACUAUGUAAUUCUCUAUGAUACUGAAUUUUGUAAACACUUAAGACAUAUUGUCCGAUAUUUUUUAUUUUAAACAGCAGGGCUAUAUAAGUGGAUUUUUCAGGCUCUAACAUUCCCUUUCUGUUCAAUGUUCAAUCUCCUCUCACUCUCGCUCUCUCACUCUGCUGUGAGCGGGCUUUUGAAGAAGAGCAAAUUGAAUGGUACUCUAAUAUUAGCAUCAUCAAGGAUCUUCACACUUUAAUAAAUUACAAAGGACCAUCAGUUAGUCCUUUGUAACUGCUGUCUUCUUUAGAUGGCUGACGGAUAUAACUCUUUGAACACUGCCUUUUAUAUGCAGAGCCACAGCAUAUUUUAGACCGCUUUUAACAGGGAUUGGCUGUUUGCAGUUGCGACACGACGGAAAGAAGCAUUACCUUAAAAACGUCCAAAAAAAAAAAAAAUGUCUGCUGACACCCAUAAGAUCAGGUUUAGGGUAGAGUUUUGCUGUUGCCAUUGGAUGACUGCUACCAAGUCUGUUUGACCUGCAUACUGAACCUCACAUACCCACGAGGAAAUCUGUCUGUGCCUCAAAAUAAACUUGUGAUGCUCCAGAGUGUGAAAGAGCGAGAGAAGGAUGGUGCAACGGAUGGAAAAGAAGAGAAACUAGGAAAUGAGAAACCACACUUCCUUCAUUUGGGAUUUAAGCUACAAUAUCUGAAUGUUUAUGAGCUCAUGAGGCUCAUUUGAGGUUGUCAUGAGUGUCUCAUUAAAGCAACUCUGUGGAGUGAUUAUACAGGAGGACGUGUUACCAAAAAGUGUCCUUUACUCUAGGAUUUCAUUAUGUCGGCUGUCUCCACCGUACAGCGUUCUCGCGACGCCCAAGGUGACCUAGGCUGGGGUAAUUAUGCUGUAAGGCUUUUGUUAUCUCCCGAUAAGGAGCCCUCUUUUCAAGCGCUGAGUGAGGAGCAUUUCAGAAUCUAAACAUCGAGAAACUUUACAUUUUUUCAUCACGAGCCUUUCUUUGUUAUUGCCAUAUUACAGUUCAUAGCACGGCAGCAGUGAUUUAAUCUUCAAUACCGCGAGCGUGAACAGAUAGAUUUAUGUACCACAGGAUAAUUGUACUUUUUUCAUAAUGUUUCUCCCAGUUCCGUGACUGACAUCAAAAAACAGGCCUGCUGCAGAACGACACACAUUUCAUUUUCAUAAAAAAAAAAACAAGCAAGAGGAGAGGCAGGCUAAAGCCAUCAUCAUCAUCAUCAUCAUCCCAGCAAAGUCUUAUUUCUUUGUGUUCCUGAAAAGCGUAUUAUUGAAUGAUCUUGUGAGUUGAUAAAUGAUUCAAUACAUGCAUAUAAAAACAUCAAGGGAGGCUGGGGAUCGUCCUCUGGAAGAAAUAAGCAGCAAUAUAUCAACGCCACAGGUAGCUGUGGUGAAAAAUGAAAUGCAUUUAAAAGUCAAGGGGGCCUAGUCUCAUCCAGCUUUGAGAAAGAUGCAAUGGAAUGACGAGGCAGACGUGUGUUUUCGAAACAUUAAUAAUUCACGUGUUCAUUUGAAUCUGUCUGAUCAUUUUAAAGAUUUGCUUAGAAUUCAGCCCCCUCGGAAUCGCCCAAGGCAUGUAUUUCCACUCAAGUGGUAAAAAGAGCGAUGUUUUUACAAUUUUAUAUUAGACUUAACACUGAUAAAAAAAAAAAAAAUGGUGUAGAAACAACUUGCACUCAGAAACUGCUAGUAAAUUUCACAAAUAAUUACAAAGAAACAUUGAAAUAAACAUGAAAUUUCAAAGUAGAAAGAAUGAAAUAGUAUUUUCUUUACAGUGUAUUGUCACAGAGCCAUUAUAGAAAGAAAGAGAAAUGGAAAGGACUAGACAGAAAGAGGAAAGGAAAUGCACGCAUUUACAGACAUGCUCACAAUAAAACAAUUACUCACAUCUCCACUGUCACGCCUUCAUAUCAUUGCAUUUCUCUGAAGCAUCAUUUCAGGGCUGCAAAUUGUCCCAGAUGCUGCUGGUCACCUUGAGCCAAGGGCUUCACAGCCUGGCGGGAGAGGGGAAAGGCGAUGGAGAAAGACACCACAGAGAGGCUGGCAGUCUGAAAUUCCAUCAAUUAACAACUGAACAAGCUAAUAAACGAGAAUAACUCACUGCCCGCAAACAACAAUGAACAACUGAAAAUAUAUAUACCUUUUUAUACUCUGUGUUCUGUUGCAAACCUAUCGGUACGGUAUUGAAUGUGGUUACAACAUGAAUGAUGUAAGUUAAUUUAGGUUACCACACAAUCACAAGUACAUUGUCUGCACUGAGCUUAUCCAAAUCAAAUGAGGUGAUUUUUAUCAAGUUGCUAGCACAAUGUUAAUUAACCUAUAUGAGUAUUACAUGUACUAUGCUGUUCUGUGUGUUUUAUCUCAUCGAAGAGUAGCAGUGAUAUCAGGAAUCCAGGGUCUGUCCUAAUCUAUCAAAUCUAUAAUUAAAGCUGUAACUAAGCGUUGCACAUUAAAAAGAAUUAUUCAAAAAAUACAUUGUUAUUAAUUUUAAUCACUACUUGGAAGUGGGUUCCAAUAGUAUAAUCAAUAGGUUUUUUUUUUAACUGGUUGAUUGUUAUGUCGCUGUUUUGUAAAAGUUUACAUCUGUCCAUUGGGUCUAGCUCUACAAAUGUUUUAUGUUCUGACUGUCAUAUCAUACUCAUGGAGAGACCUAGUGCUCACUGUUUUAAUUAAAGGAACCCUGUGCUGUGUGAA
This is a messenger RNA of Ctenopharyngodon idella (grass carp), 10418 nucleotides long. RefSeq names its product glutamate receptor, ionotropic, N-methyl D-aspartate 2Cb (gene grin2cb). Gene Ontology annotation, biological process: long-term synaptic potentiation; synaptic transmission, glutamatergic; excitatory postsynaptic potential. Gene Ontology annotation, molecular function: NMDA glutamate receptor activity; transmitter-gated monoatomic ion channel activity involved in regulation of postsynaptic membrane potential. The transcript has 13 exons. The record is from RefSeq and is a predicted model, not a curated record. Lineage: Eukaryota; Metazoa; Chordata; Actinopteri; Cypriniformes; Xenocyprididae. Bases 3292 to 7278 code for a protein of 1328 amino acids. Gene Ontology annotation, cellular component: postsynaptic density membrane; NMDA selective glutamate receptor complex; postsynaptic membrane.